Seminavis robusta is the source of this 3226-nucleotide messenger RNA. The record is from the annotation of a GenBank genome assembly. Lineage: Eukaryota; Bacillariophyta; Bacillariophyceae; Naviculales; Naviculaceae.
AGUGAUGCAAUGUUUUUGACCACGACUGAUGGGCGCACGGGAGUUAAAUUUGGACCACAGCCACUUCCCAUCGUUAGGCAAGUUUCUGCAGCUCUCUUCUCCAAGUUUGCCCUGCAAAAGGGAGCUGAACUGCGCUAUUACAACAAGUGGCGAGAUUGAAGCCGUUAGCUUGGGAAGCACCAAGAAGCAACAGUGGAUGACGAGAUAGUACAUGUAGAUAGUACGAAGCUGGCAGUUUCAAAAAUGGACGAUCCUCCACCGCCACCACCUCCUCCACCUCCAUCACGUCCUCCUCCGCCUCCUGGAACUCCCGAGCCAGACAUUGUGGUCGAACCAGAACCAGAUAUCGUGGUUGAACCAGAACCGGAUAUUGGCAUCCAACCGAGGGCCGACCCUCCUGCAUCGCGGCGAAAGAAGAGAACGUCGGAACAGAGCGGCACGAUAAUGACACGCGACAAUAAUAACAAAGAACAGAAAGAGGCUAGUGAAGAACACGAUGAUCAGCGAGAUGUCAAGAAAAAGCCAAAGCCAAAACGGCCGGAACGUUCCAGCGACAGGGAAAGGGGACACGGAAAAGUUAAAGCUAAGAAGACGUCCAAAAAGCCAGUAGCAGAAAUGAGCUUGGAAGAGGAGGAAGAGUUUCCAGACGGAUUCCCCGUUGACAUUGCAGUACCAGAUGAUUGGUCAGGGUUGUCAUCCCUUCCAAGUUUGCAUCGCAGAGUCCUGCCACCAACAAGAAUACGGAUUGUUAAACCUCCAGAUCCACCCCAAGAAGAAGAGCAGAAAGAGCAGCGGAAAAAGCCAAAAUCAACCAAACGACAAUCCAGAAGUCCACCAAAGCCUCGACCAAAGUCACCAAAAGUAUACGAUGACGAAGAAACUGGGAGUCUGACACUAUUGGAGGACCAAAUGAAGAAGAUAACCCGACACGUGCGCAAAAUGGAGAACAAGUUGUCGGCACAAAGCAAGAAACUGAAAAAAGUAGAAACAGAAUACGAGGAAGAAUUGGGAAAGAUGGACGAUUUGAAUCGGCAACUGGAAGAGACAGAAAGACAACUUCAAUCAAAGCGCAGGCGAGAAUCCCUGCUGGAAGAGUCAGACGGUGAACAUGAAGAAGAGAUGGAAAGACGGAGAAGACGAAAAGAGAGAAAGAAGAAGAAAAAGCGAAAGGAGAAGGCGAGACGAGAGAAGGAAUACGACAACGACCGUAGACAUCGAAAGAAACAUGCGCAUCGAAAGAAGAAGAAAUCUGCGAAGCGCAGAACACAGAUUGACUACGAGGCAAUGGGCUACAGAGACUAUGACGACUAUCGGGAAAACUCGAAGCACCGAAAACGGAGCAAGCAACCCAAGCGACGAUCCUUCAGCGGAACAGAAACGCCUUACGUCAAACCUGCCAAUCCUACUGGGAGGGAUACUCCAAUGUCAUGGCCAGCUACUCAUACACAGUACGAGUCGGGGCGAGCGACUCCUGAUUGGUUGCAGGAAGCUAGAGCAAGUCAAUCCGCCAAGGCCAAUCAACCACGGCCUUCAUACGAAACACAACCAACUGUAGGCAGGCCUUCUAAUCCUCCUCCUGGAUAUCGGCGAAAGCCUAGAUCUGAGAAGUUCAAGUACCAACCUCCCCCGCCAAUCGAAGAAGAUGAGAAUUCCCUGCGCCUUUGCACAGCUGGUAGUCUGGCAAGAAUGUUUUUACUUCCGCUACUUCUAGUUUUCAUGCUUGUCGUUCUUCUGAUCGUGUUCCUUGUCAUUCUCCCUGCCAGCAAGAACAACAAGUCCAAUUCUCAGCCUGAAUCAACGAAUGCUCCAACCAACCGUGGAGCUCCAUUGCCACCGCCGCCGCCACAACCUACAAAUGGAGUGGGACGAAUGGCAGCGCCUUCGUCGUUGGAGGAUCUUUUGCCGUGGGGCACCAAAGUUGUGCUACAUAACUUGUCGACGCCACAAGGCAUGGCUUACGAGUGGCUUAAAAAUGAUCCAGGUUUCGCUGGAUAUACAAUCAAUCGACUAAAGCAGAGAUUUGCUCUGGCGUGCCUCUACUACGGACUCGGUGGGCUUGACUGGACAGAGUCUGAUGGAUGGCUGUUGUACGAUGUCUCCGAAUGCCAGUGGUUCACAGGCCAUUCCAGUGAUAUAGCUUGUUCGGAUGGGAUCACCUACGAAUACUUGGUGCUUCCUCAGAACAACCUCUGGGGCUCGAUCGUUCCCGAGAUAGGCUUGCUUGGCAACCUAAAGGUUAUUGAUCUCAGCGAAAACUCCAUCGUCGGAAGUCUGCCUCCUCAAAUUGGUGAUGUCAGCUCAUUGGAACGUCUUGAGAUGUAUCAGACUGAUCUAUCGGGCGUUGUCCCUAGCGAAGUCGGGCUCUUGACUCACUUGGAGGUGCUUCACCUGUGGGAAACAUUCCUCAGCGGACCUCUGCCUGCCGCGUUAGGACAGUUGUCAUCGCUGAAAGAGCUGAUGAUGCAUAUGAAUAGACUUGAAGAAACCAUCCCGACAGAACUGGGACAGCUUCAGUCUCUGGAAAAGCUUUGGAUUGACCGAAACUCUCUCAAAGGCGCCAUCCCAAGCCAGUUGGGUUCUCUCACGAACAUGUCCGAGCUCAUGGCAUUUGGAAACUCUCUUUCGGGUCGCAUACCUUCCCACUUGAGCUCCGCUGUAACGUUGGAGCGCGUUGAAUUGGCUGAGAACUUGCUGACUGGAACUGUUCCAGCAGGCCUUUGUUCAUUGUUUGAUGGUCCCAAUUUGCAAACCAUUUCCAUUGACUGCUCACAGGUAUCCUGCGACUGCGGAUGCACCUGUGGAUGACGUGCUGUCCUGGGCUAGGGAAGCAGAGAAUGGCUCGAGAAAGAAAGAAACAAGAAGUUUUUAGAGGUCCUAGGGCAUGGAUUCCUUUUCUGGGUUUAUCGUCAUCUUUUGAACCACCAGUUUGGUACUAGUUCAAAAUCUCCACUCUAGCUUCAAGUGGAACUGAUGAGAGUCAGUCAGAAGUUCGGCUACCAGAGGGAAACGAUCUGGAGAUUGCUGGUUUGUUCCACAGCAACUCGUACUGAGUUGGGCUAUGUUCAUAACAAAAGGCCGGGCUUCACGAAAUGAGUCGAGUCGAGAUAAAUUCGUACAAGUAUCUAAAAGGCCGUGAUUCGCUUCAGGUUACUUACAUGUCAUGAACACCGAACCAAACACGCCGCGACGUAAGCCACCUAAAACUAAAAACAGUUCCGUUCCUAAA